CCCAACGUCGGCUUUGUAAACAACAACUCUUCUUUUACCAAGCAAAAGCGAUCAUUGAAAGCAAAGGUCGAAAGCAGCUGUAUAAACUACUUAGGUAGCCACCACGUAGCCAAUAUGUCGAACUCUAUAUGCCCACCUACAGGUAGAUCAAUAUCAUAUCGUCAAUUCUGGCAUUCUCGCUUUAAUAGCAAUAAUCACAACGCCCCGUGGUGAUACCCGUGAUAAAUCUGGCGAUAAAUCUGGCGAUUCUCUGGCGUUUCAUCUAUCGCUUCAACUCAAACUUACCACCUAGGUCAACCACCUAAGUUAGGUAGCAUUUGGCAUAAUGAAGGGUUGGAAUCCGUUCAAAGCGACCCCAGGCGCAGUUCCGGAUACAAAUAACUACGAUCCAUAUUCGAAGCCUUUCCCGCCCAUUAUUCGCCCGCCAUACCCAACUGCCUAUGAAUUAACCCCAAAUCAUCCUCCUCCUCCUACUCGAUUUCCCCCCGAUGCUAUAUCUGAAAACCCUACCAAUCGACCUUUCUACCCAACUAUAGUUUCACCUGACUACCACCCUCGACCUCACUACUUCCACUGGGAUGUGCUUCCAGAUCAGGCCAUACAUCCUGACCCAACAAGACCUCUGUCGCCACUUGCAAGGAGGUCCGGCGUCUCAGAUUUCCCGCAUAAUGCCUUACAUCACCCCGACCGCCAAACUCAUUCUGGCCUUGCGACACUGUUUCCUAGCGUCCUAACCCCAGGUCUAGUAGAUCCGAUACCACGACCAGAUAACGAGGUAUUGCAUAGGAUAUUUCGGACGGAGAGGGAGCAGGCCAACGCACUAUUGAUUGGCAUCAAGGCCAUGAGAUUGCCCCCUCUAAACAGUAAACUCGUUGGUGGAUUUCCAUCCGACGAGGACCUUUCGAAGAGCCACUGGAACCAAUGGGAAUCCUUCAAGACGCGGCUGGUUGUCGUCGACGAGAGUCGGUGGCUUUCAUGCUUUCGAAAGGACAACUGGUGCGAUUCGAGAUUGAAUGUUUUAAAUUCUCUGAGCAAUCCUAUUCCUGGCGUUGAUAUGUGGCCCGACGAGACAUGGUACACUGUCGACAACCCCGUUAUCUGGGGAUUUGUUAGCCAAGCUCUAGAAAUAUCGUCUCGCAUUCUCCGGUUGAUGUGCGAAGAACAGGAUGCCUGGCUCGACGCAAUGUUUUGCACAGAACCGAUACCCAUUGGAUCUAUUGCAACUUACGACUUCCCAGCACAAGUCAGGGAUCGCAAAACGAAAUUAGUUCCUCGUCCAAAGGAACAAAGAGCAUCCCCUGAGGAGCUGUUCCAAGCAAUCGAAGAUCGCACAAAGAACAAUAUCAUACACACCUUCGCCGAUGAAACAACUCUCACUGUAGGGGCCCAUGCUGUCACACAUAAAAACCCGAUUUUUCCAAGAAGGUCACUUAUUACCUAUUAUGUCCCUUCUUGUCUACGUGCACUGCUUGAAAUGGAGACCACGGUCCCUGAGAGAUGCAUGAUGCUUAUAAAGUUCGUUAACUUGAUUCUACAUGAAUUCAUGCACGCGGCCAAUAAUAGUCUAGUUGAUGUAAAAGCUCCAUCUGUGGAUGAACCGUUCUUCGACGACGAGUGGAUCGCAGAGUUGGGCCAAUCCUUCGACAGACGCGUCUGGGGUGGAGCGUUACAGCCUGGGCCGGUACGGGCAUAUGUACGUAGACGACAUAGGGGCUUCGGAGUCAACCUCAUGCUUGUUACUUUCCCCUCCCUUCAGUAUGCUGGAAACCCGAAUACUGUCGAUAACAAAAUGGCCGACAAGUUCAGGAGAGGCACAAGCCUCAGCUAUCUUUUCGCAACACCGCCCGUAUGGGCCUCAGCUGUCCUAUGUGAGGAAUUCUGGACCACGAUCAUACCUCGACGCGGUAGUAUCGCGCUUCGGCCUCCUCUACUAUUUGGCUCGGCUGUUUUCAAGGGCUACAAGCUUGAGUGCCGUUUAAUUGGGAAUCCUCAAUUCAUGACUCCUGAGCUGAGAGCAGAUUACGAGGCAGUCCGGACACGGUGGGCACACGCGAGCGCACAAAUGAUGUGUGCAAGAGCCCCGUGGUAUAAGGAUGCACAUGAGCAUUGGCGGUUGUUACCUUGGAGCAAUACGGGUCUCAUUACCGCAAUCGAUAAAUUUAUCUACUUCCACGCAAAUCGGAAUUUGGCCGAUUGUCGAGAAGUGUCAGGAAAACUUGUUCUUAUGGCGGCGCCGACGGUACAGACACAGACUGGGAACAAGCCAACCAAGGAGGCAGCGCUCUCCUUUCUAAUAGGAUUCCUUAUGGUAAUAUCUCUUCCCAUUAAUCCUGGCGAUCUCGUGAAGCCUAAUGUACCAAGGGCGGCAUGGUACUACCCAAGCAAUGAAGCAGCGCCUGCGCUUAUCGCUGAGGGGGUCGAAAAUCGUAUCGGACCUCAUGACGUCAACCAGGGCAAACCCCCAACAAUUGUGAGACGACAUAAGUGGGCAUCAAGUUACCAAGAUCUAUUGAAGGCUUUUAUUGGUAUUUACGAGUUCGUUGAGCACAGUAUAGGCGCGCCGCUCGAGUGGCUGACAAGGAUUGUUGGUUGUUUUGGUCAACUGCACGUGGAACGCACUUCGAACCCGAAUCCUGAAAGCUGGGGAUCCUUCACCUUUAGGACACCACCGUACGAGCCAGGUUGGGUCACAGCACCGGCCUAUCGGCAAUCAUUCCUCAUACCUCUAGAGAAUCGAUAUAGAGCUGUUGUUCCAUGGACCGAAGCAAAACUACCUGCACCAACCCCGACCCACCCAGAUAGUCCAUACAUGUUGCCGAAAAAUUUCCCGGACGUGUAUCGGCGUAGGCGUCCCAUUGGAUACGCAGCCCAAGUUUCGCCUUUGAAGAGGAACUACCCCAAGCACUUGUAUAUUGGCGAUGUGGCGAACCAUAGGGCUCUCAAUGACGCAUGGGUUGUUGAAAUGGAUGGUGCCGAUGGGUUUAACGUUUUCGAUAUAACAAGCGAAUUGAGAAACGUACGUGCCACGGAAAGUGACUAUAGCGCUAUGGUAGUUACCGGCCCUCAAGGCCCAAUGUUGACCCAAGAUUUAAGGGCCAAUGUAGUUCGUGUAAAGCUCAACACCAGCAUCGAACCAAUUGGCAAAUUGAUUCUACCAAGGCGCAUAGAAGAGCUUGCGGAGUGUAAUGGUCAGAACGGGCGCCCUGCUUGGACUAGCUGGGGUUCGCUCAUCUUCGACGUAACAAACUUCCCUGCCCGAUCAUCUGAAGAAAGAGAGGCUUUAUCUGAAAGCUAUGGUGGCUCAUUGUCCCAAAAUCUGAUAAGAACUGAAGAUGAAACAAAGCAUCUGCUGGAACGCCUUAAUCCCUAUUCUUGUGCGUUUCUUCACAUACCACGGCCAACACGGCACAUGAGAUACUUUACGCAAAACACGCUACGAUGGUAUGACAAUCCCUCCUACGGGAUAUAUAUGGCACUGGGAGGUGGAGUCUACGAUAUUUCUGAAUAUCUACAUUUUCAUCCCGGCGGUUCCAGGUUGUUCAUCCACUGCACAGGGCGAGACGCUACUCACCAGUUCACUCAGUAUCACAAUCCCGAAAUAUUGAAUUCCUACGGUUUUAUGCAAGUUGGUUAUCUUGUUCCGGAAUAUACUUGGGAAGAGUUGCAAGAAAAUCAUGUUGUAGUUCAUGAUUGGGUGUUCGACAUAAGCUCGCUUCAACAAGAGGAUCCUAGUCUCUUUGUCUUCCUCCAAAAAUACACCCGGCAGGACACAGCGGCUGCGGUGGCUGGACAUGACGACGAUGCGACGGCUUUAAUUAAGUUAUUCCUCGAAAAGGAAUCUUUAAUUGUCGGCAGUUUAGCGAGGAAUAACUUGCUAGACAUACCCGUAGGAGAGUUCCUUCGAUAUAACGAUUAUGAAAGCCUACAGGGUGCGUGGGUUGCCGUCGAUGGUUAUAUCUACAAUGUUGGAAGUGCGUUUACCCUGUUUAAACUCUUCCUUACGAAGAGUUCCAUUCUUGAACAUGCGUAUAGGUAUUAAUAUGUUAUCAGGUCUCAUGAAGCACCCCCAGUAUUACGAAUAUCAAAUAGGGUUCAACUGGGCUGCGAAAGAGUUGACAGAUCCGAUUUUAGCCCAGUGGCUAACAACGAAUUUCCAGGCUCGAUGCAUAGGUAGACUGGUUGAGGGACCUGCAUUGCCAGAACAAAAGCCAGAACCGGAUUGGGAAUUCGAAAACAUGGCUUUCUCUUGGGACAACGGAGAUGUGAUUGAAUAUGUGGGUGCCGAAAAUGACACCGGUGUAGAUGUAGAGUAAAUGUGUUUCCGUAUACGGGGGUAUAAUGAUAGGAGGCACCUACUUACCUACAUUUAGGUGUCUAACAUCCCAGCCUUGUUCUCUUUCACAUGACAACUAGGAAUUUUGUAUCAUUAGUCAUUAGGAGGUAUCUAUUUAGACAAAUUGAGUUGUUGUUUCUGGCUGAACGGAUUUUUCUUUUCUUCUUUUCUCUCUUUUUUUUACUAAAAAAAAAAAGAAAGAAAGAAA
Messenger RNA from Daldinia caldariorum, 4541 nucleotides. RefSeq lists its product as uncharacterized. Lineage: Eukaryota; Fungi; Ascomycota; Sordariomycetes; Xylariales; Hypoxylaceae. The transcript has 12 exons. The record is from RefSeq and is a predicted model, not a curated record. Bases 326 to 4039 code for a protein of 1237 amino acids. Gene Ontology annotation, cellular component: membrane; intracellular membrane-bounded organelle. Gene Ontology annotation, molecular function: heme binding.